AUGUGUUCCGCCGACUUCUUCCUUGCGUUUCUCGCCAUCCUCUUCCCCCCACUGCCCGUCUGGGUCAAGUGUGGUAUCUGCAGCGCCGACUCCCUUAUCAAUCUCCUUCUUUGCUGUCUUGCUUUCAUCCCUGGCCUCCUGCAUUCAUGGUACAUCAUCGCGAAGUAUCCCGAGCCGCCCUACGAGUACGAGGCUCUCCCCCAGGAUCGUGAGGGCAAUCGCGUCACCUACGUCUACGUCCAGUGCCCACCGGGUCCUCAUCAGCACGGCCAUCCUCAGAACCAGCAGCCUAAGGGCCAACCCAAGCCUCACCAUGGCGCUACCAACAACAAGAACAACAACAGCAACCUGAACUACGGUACUCAAAACGCUGGCAGCUCUGCUCAGCCUGCGCCUCAGCAGCAACAGGGCGUCACAAAUAACGGCGAAGGCAGCUCCGAUAGCCAGGGCGUGCCUCCCUCGUACGCCGACGUUGUCGCCGGAGACCACAAGAUCCAGUCCAAGGAUUAA
Molecule: messenger RNA, 510 nt
Organism: Fusarium sp. VM40
Lineage: Eukaryota; Fungi; Ascomycota; Sordariomycetes; Hypocreales; Nectriaceae
Source: the annotation of a GenBank genome assembly